GUCGCCGUCGCCGUCGCCGUCGCCGUCGCCGUCGCCGUCGUCGUCGUCGCCGUCGCCGUCGCCGCCGUUCUCCUCUUCCCGAUGAUGCCGUGUCCUGGGACUCGGACUCUGUGCGGCGAGCAGGAGGACGUUAUCGUCAUCGCCACCGCCAGCAGGACGAAGGACAUGCCGUCGGUGUGAGGAUCACUCCUCGCUCCUGGCGGCAGUGACCAUGGCGCCUGUCCUGCUGUGUAAACAGUGUUCCGAAGGACACGACCCUUUUCCUGGGCCGACGUCGCCGCUGUGCCCUUGCUGACGAGUGGACUGAACAUCCGGUUUCAAGCAUACCGAGAUCAAGACCCCCGCGGGGAGAGAUCAGGAACGUUUCGUUAAAACGGGAAGAGAAACAAAAGAGAGAACGAAAGAGAACAAAAAGAGUAACGGGAGACUCGCCGUAAAUUAUUGUGACUCUGUAGUGAUAAACACGUGAUCGAUCCGCACGAUCCCUUCCUCACGUGGCGAGCACAUCGAAGUCGAGAAAAGUGAUCGGUUGCGAUGGUGUCGCGUAAAGUGAUGUUCGUUCGCGUCGCGAAUCCCGACGAGGACAGAGGAAGCCGAGCGUCUUGGUGUUCGCUGCAGUCGACGCACACCCACAGUAGACUGAGGUGUAUCAUCCUACACUCCAAAAGACAUAUCGCUUAUCCACCAUAAGGGGUCAAAGGUGAUGGCACGUUACACGCGCCCUCGACGAAGAAUGGCGAACACGACCGACUCAUCCGCGACAACCGGCGACAGCCUUCUCUCGUCCUCGACGACGGCGCCGUUCACCGCCCCGUCGACAUCGGCGAGCUACUCGAGCGAGGGCUACACCUUCAACUACAGCGGUCUGCCCAGCCUCGGCGGCUACUCGCUGGACGACCUCAACUACACGGAAUUGUGGGUAGACGUCUGGAACGGCACCGAGGUCAACAACGUCACCGAGAGACUGAAUACGACGGUACUCAUACCGGACGGCUACUGCGACGAGUGGGAGGCCGCGCAGCACAAGCUCUUCCAGGCGGCGAAUAUAUUUUUUGCGUUUGCAUUUCUGGUGCCGCGCUGGUUCAAGAUUUCCAUCUUGGCUCUUCGCACAUGUCUCACGGUGGGCUUCAUGCUGGCGGCUCUUUGGGCCGGGAUCACUAUAUGCGCCCUGGACGCCAUGCUGUGGUGCUUGACCCUCGGUCUGCUUAACGGCAUACAUUCGCUGAUACUAGCCUGCCGAUUCUUGCCGCCUGCUCUCAGCCCCGAGCUAGCCGAGCUGUAUAUGAAGCUCUUUAAGCCGUAUAAGGUCAGCAAGAAGCACUUCCAGGAGCUGGCGAAGGAAGCGAGGAUAUACAAGCUGGAUCCCGGACAGACUUAUGCGACGGAAGGAGUCACGGCGGCAGAUGAGAGGCUGUCUAUCCUUUUACGUGGGAGACUGAAGGUAACUUGCGACGGGACCCACUUGCACUAUAUCAGAGCUUACCAAUUCGUCGACUCACCCGAAUGGGAGGCCAUGCACGAAAACAUCGACGACGUCUUCCAGGUGACGAUACGGGCCGAGGAAUACAGCACGUACAUCUGUUGGACGAGGCUCAAGUUGCAAAGGGUGCUCCGGCACAGGCCUCUGCUCAAGGUUCUCCUCAACACCCUCAUCGGUAAGGACAUUACGUCCAAGUUGUACGCCCUUAACGAGCAGCUCGCUGGUGUUGCGACCGCCGGUGAGAACGCCACGUCGCAUCCUUACAGGGGAGUCUCGAGAAGCAUCAGCGUCGACGCUGUUAACACCGAAGUCGCCGGAAGGGUUCGAUCGACGACCUGGAAGGCGCAGAGGCGGUACAGCAACUCGCGUAGCGACAGGAAUAUCCCGUCCCGGUACUCGAAUCAGUACUGGGCGCCGGUGGUGGCGAAUCACUUCCCGUCGACCUCGCCGUUCAUUCAGGGCCGGGAUCUCGUCGGCUACUCGUUACUGCCGCAGGGUGUCCAAUUCUCGCCACCUCCGCGAGCACCCUUGCUGUCCCAUCCUCCGUUGGCGCGGCAGCGAAGCGGGGGUGCUGGUGGCGACUACACCCUGCUACCUCAGACACCGAAGCUCGAGAGGAAGCGAUCGAAAAAAGCGGCCCGAGAGGUGACUUUCGAGACUCCGGUAUGACGCUCACUCGACGGGGAAGGCCCUGCCAGCGUGCCUCUACUCUCACUAUCGCCGCAGCGCUCUGCCUAGCCCCGUCGUGGUCUCGUCAUUCUGAUGCACGCGGCAAAACUCACCCUGUGAACUUCGAUGCGAUAUCAACGAAUGGCCUACUCUGUCGAACGCGAUCGAAUGGCAGCGAGGUAUCUCGUGUAGCGAGACAAACAUCCCUCUCGCGGGGUGUCGCGAUCACCGCGGGAGCGCCGGACGAAACGAGAGGCGAAGUCGUCGUAGGGUGCAGUUUCGAUGUGUGCGAUUGAUUUUUCAUAUCCUGCAAGUGCCACGCCUUACACACAGACACGCACGCCCGUGUGAAAUCGAACGCGAUGGCGAUCGUGAGAAAUCGAUCCCGACGUCCAUCGACCGUAGGGGCAUCCGUCGGAGUUCCGGAGCCGGACCGAAAGGAGAGCCGAGUUUUCGGGAAGAACCGAACGAAUCGUUCUCAUGACUCAACAGUGAGAAGUGGAAAUUACGAGAUAAAGUAGACGGGAGGCCGCGAACGAGAAAGACUAAAUAUAAAUAUAUUGCAUACACAGAGAGAACGAUUUUGUUGAAU
Molecule: messenger RNA, 2741 nt
Organism: Harpegnathos saltator (Jerdon's jumping ant)
Lineage: Eukaryota; Metazoa; Arthropoda; Insecta; Hymenoptera; Formicidae
Product: blood vessel epicardial substance-B
Exons: 7
Coding region: 704-2149 (481 amino acids)
Biological process (GO): heart development; regulation of membrane potential; skeletal muscle tissue development
Cellular component (GO): sarcolemma
Molecular function (GO): cAMP binding
Source: RefSeq, a predicted model, not a curated record